Auanema sp. JU1783 is the source of this 2439-nucleotide messenger RNA. The record is from the annotation of a GenBank genome assembly. NCBI's taxonomy places the organism in Eukaryota, Metazoa, Nematoda, Chromadorea, Rhabditida, Rhabditidae.
UUACCACUCAUCUACCUAAUUAUAGAUGAUAAGGUUAUAAUUGCAUUGUGGGAUUCUGGAUCCUCCAUCUCGUACAUCAGAAAAUCAACGCUGAAUUUCUUAGGAAAGAAUGUGAUUCAGAAAGACCAAACGGCAGCUAAAACAGCCAACGGAUCAACUUUUAAGUUCUUAGGAAAAACAGAACUAACCGUUAGUAUAGCCGAUAUGGAUAUAGAUCACACCUUCUUGAUAUCAGAAGACGAACAUUGCCCCGCACCAGCACUCCUAGGAUUAGAUUUCAUGGAAACAUUAGAUCUGUUAAAUAUACCUGCCACUCUGAGACCUGCUCAAAACAUUUUGAGGAUAGGAACAAGAGCAAUUCCAUUGCUAACAGCAACUCAGGCCAAAGUUCAGCACAAGAAGCAAACGAUCAACGUAGUGAACACCAGAAAAAGAACCAUCCACCCGCAAGAAUCAACAAUGCUAGAACUGACUACAGAGAAAGAAAUGAGCACAGAAGAAUAUGCGCUACUCGCACCAACCGAUAACAAUUUUCUGUGCUUUGAAACAGCAUUCAGAAGAAGUCCAAGAGUGGGAGUGUAUUUCGUCAAUAAUACGGAUCAACCACUCACCAUUGAAAAAGGAGAAACCAUAGGAAAGGCAGCGGUGGUCACAAUCCCUGGCCUAAGAACAGAAGGUUUCGGAGAAAGCAAUUUUCAUAUACCUCCAGAAGCAGACUGGGAAGAUAAACUCCCAGUAUUCCCAAAGGAAUUCCGAGAUGGAUUUCAAUGGCAAAACAAUGAAUUAUCCAAUAAACAGCAAUUCCAAUUAUAUAACAUCAUAUCAGAAAAUAAAGAAGCUUUCCUGAACGAAGAUAGGAACAUUGGAUGUUUUAAAGGUCCUAUAGUCCACAGCAUACCACUUCGGACGGACAUGGAUCUUCCAAAACCUAGAAUAACUAGAAUUCCAUAUGCUAAACGAGACGAAGUUGAAAGACAAGUAAAGGAAAUGCUAGAGCAAGGAAUUGUGGAGAAAUCUGAAUCAUUGUGCAACAGCCCAGUCGUACUAGUAAAGAAGAAAGACGACACCUACAGAUUUGUCACUGACUUCAGAGCCCUCAACAACGUAACGAGGAAGCAAACGUAUAUCAUCCCAACUAUAGCCGAUAUAGUGGAUAUGGCAGCAGGUGCCAGAUAUUUUUCAACUCUGGACCUGGUUUCCGGAUUUUUCCAAAUCGAAUUGAGAAAAGAAGAUAGGCCUCUAACAGCAUUCACGACACCAAGUGGUUCGUAUCAAUACAGAAGAAUGCCGAUGGGUUUGUGCGGAGCACCCCACACUUUUCAAAACGCUGUAAGAUAUUUGCAAUCAUUAUGUAAAUGUAAACUGUUCGUUUACCUAGAUGAUCUAUUGAUCAUAUCUGAGACAGCCGAGCAACAUCUGAAAGAUAUUGACGAAGUCACAAAGAAGAUAGCAGAAGUAGGAAUGAAAAUCAAAUUGAAGAAAUGCUCAUUUGCUCAGAAAGAAGUCAAAUUCUUAGGAUUGAUCGUAGGGAGAGAAGGGACUAAGCCUGAUCCAGAAAAAGUAACAGCCAUCAAGCAGUAUCCUGCACCUCAAACUGUUACGGCCGUGAGAGCAUUCCUAGGUAUGGUAGGAUUUUUCCGAAAAUUCAUCAAAGAUUUCGCACGAAUAGCCUCACCUCUACAUGAUUUGACGAAAGAUGGAAAUCCAUUCAAAUGGGAAGAAAAAGAAACGAAAGCAUUUGAAGAACUUAAAACCGCACUUUGUUCCGCCCCAAUACUGAAGCCACCAAGGAGCGAUAGAAUAUUUGUCAUUGAAUCGGAUGGCAGUAAUAUUGCAAUUGGAGCAGUAUUACUACAACCAGAAGACCCAAAAGAACCAAUGAAGAAUCUUAAGCCUAUUGCUUAUGCCUCACGCAAACUCGUGAAAGCAGAACGCAACUACGCGCCAAUCGAAAUUGAAGCGCUAGGUCUGGUGUUUGCGUUAAAUCAGUUCAGAACAUAUGUUCUUGGAACACACGCAAUUUGUGUCACAGACCACAGACCUUUAACUUCCCUGAUGACUAGAAGAGAUCUGUUAGGAAGACUAGCAAAAUUUCAACUAGUAAUACAGGAGUAUGAUAUCGAAAUAAGAUACAGGGAAGGAGCCCUUAAUAAAGUAUGUGACGCUUUAUCACGCUACAUCGAUAAUGAAGCAAACGACCCAAAACCAGAGAAACCAAAGGCAAAAAGAUACGAAAAAGUAAACAUCAUCACAAGUGAAGAUAUUAAGGAAAUACAAGAAAAAACCCCAUGGAUAAGAAAAACCAUGGCAGAGAUGGAAUAUAGAUACAGCAAGAAUAAGCCUACGAAGGAAAAAGAAAGAUUCUGCAUCAUAGACAACAUCCUUUACACAAAACCCUCAAUUAAACGUCCCCACCCAGCAGUUGUCCUGCCUAGAGAC